Messenger RNA from Cyprinus carpio (common carp), 1963 nucleotides. Its product is annotated as polymerase (DNA-directed), delta interacting protein 2. NCBI's taxonomy places the organism in Eukaryota, Metazoa, Chordata, Actinopteri, Cypriniformes, Cyprinidae. Gene Ontology annotation, biological process: error-free translesion synthesis. Gene Ontology annotation, molecular function: DNA binding. The record is from RefSeq and is a predicted model, not a curated record. Gene Ontology annotation, cellular component: nucleus; mitochondrial nucleoid.
AAAUAAAUAAAGGAACAGGACGUUAGCAUGACCUUUGUGUAGUAUCGACGUUUUCCGGUCGCAAUGCGUUAUGGGAAAUGGUGUCCCAGUUUGUAAUAUCCAAUAUUGCGAUAAUAGGAUAGCUAAAGGAAGAUGGCAGCGUGUGCAAUACGUCGGGGCUUAUUGUCCACUGCUAGUAAAUAUAACCAGCACAAGUGCACUCACAGAAUACUGAGUGCCAUAGACUUCAGCAGCGGAUUAGAUCCGAAAAGAGCCCAGCCGUUGUGUUCAGCAUGCAGGUUUUCCAGUUUUCAGCAGACGAGGUUCAUGUCAUCACGAAACAGACCGGAGGGGAAAAUACUAGAGCCUGUUGGAGUAUUUGAAGCUCUGAAGCAGCACGGCAAAUAUGAAACCGGGCAGCUAUUCCUGCACAGUGUGUUUGGUUAUAGAGGCAUUGUGUUAUUCCCCUGGCACGCUCGUCUGUAUGAUCGAGACGUGAGUCCUGCUGCUGCUACUGACAGCAAGCCAGACUCCACAGGCCAUGGCUCAAAGGAAGUGAAGGGCAAGAUGCAUACAUACUACCAGGUCCUCAUAGACACCAGAGACUGCCCUCACAUAUCUCAGCGAUCUCAGACUGAAGCAGUUACGUUCCUGGCAAAUCAUGAUGAUAGCAGGGCCCUGUAUGCAAUUCCAGGUCUGGAUUAUGUGAGUCAUGAAGACAUCCUGCCUUAUAACUCCACUGAGCAAGUUCCUAUCCAGCAUGAGCUGUUUGAACGCUUCCUCAUGUUUAACCCCUCCAGAACUCCUCCGUUCAUUGCAAGAGAUACCCUACGGGCCUGGCAGGAGAAGAACCAUCCCUGGCUGGAGCUCUCAGAUGUGCACCGUGAAACCACAGAGAACAUCCGUGUCACUGUCAUCCCCUUCUACAUGGGCAUGAGAGAGGCUCAAAACUCCCACGUGUACUGGUGGCGGUACUGCAUCCGUCUGGAGAACCUGGGCAAUGAGGUGGUUCAACUCAGGGAAAGACACUGGAGGAUCUUCAGUCUCUCAGGGACUCUGGAAACAGUCCGUGGCAGAGGAGUGGUUGGCAAGGAGCCUGUUUUGUCAAGAGAACAGCCGGCAUUUCAGUACAGCAGUCAUGUUUCACUUCAGGCACCCAGUGGACACAUGUGGGGGACAUUCUGUUUUGAGAGGACAGAUGGCUCACACUUUGACGUGCGCAUUCCACCUUUUUCACUAGAGAGCAAUAAGUAUGACAAAGCUCCCCCUACUGGCUAUCCCUUGUAAUAAACCUGCACCUAUAAGCCUACCAUCACGGCUCAGUUCAGCAUCCCUACAGGCUGUUCACUUGGAGAUCCAUGUUUUACCUUCCUUGUCAGUGCUCCUUGAAUAUACAGUGGUUUUAGCAAAGCAUCUUUCAGUCUCUGACUGCAGCGCUGAAUAUUUGUAGCAACUGCAUAUCUUUAAAGGCGAAAAGGAAUAGUAAGUUAAAACGAGGCGUUAUUAAAUGUGAAGCAAGUGUGUGAUGGGGAUGUGAUUCUUUCAAACUCUUGCACCUCGAAAGGCCGUAUUAAGAAGAUUUGUAUGUGAUUUGGUUUUUUUUCUUCUAUUUAUUUGGAGGGCUGUGUUCAUCAAUUGAAUAAGCUUAUUAGUGUAAAUCAAGCAUUUUGUCAAUUUAUCUUUAAGUUUAAACCCCUCUUAUCAUAAAUUCCUUACUUAUAUUCUAGAGAAGACAGUCGGUGGACAUUCUCCAAAUGCAAAUAGUCUAAUUAAUGGCUUGCUGCAAAGAUUAUUCUAAGGCCAUGUCAAAGUCAGCCGGUGAAAUGUGGUUUGGCUAAGAAAGCCUAGCGGGAUAAAACUGUAUUAGAGAUCAUCAUCUUGUAAACAACCUUUGAUCGUAUAUUUGGAUUAAACUACUGGAUGAUGAACUGUUUUACUGUUUACUGUAAAUAUGUUUGUAAAAGCAUAAAUAAAAUAUUUCCAA